CUAGUAAAUAAAUAGUAUAAGAGUCCGUCAUUUUAACUUAAAUGUCAUUUUGUGUUUAUCUCUAAAGUGAAUCUAACGAAAAGCCAUAAAUCAAAAGAAGAAGAAAGUGAAUCUAGAAUGUAAAUACAGAAUCGCGGUCUACCUUUUUGGAUCAGAGUUAUGUCCUCCACCUUCAUAUAAGGUGGAUUGGAUGUACGGAGAUAGUAAAGUUAAUUGUUUUGGUUGUGAUUGCAAAGUAAUCUACUAGAACAAAUUACCUGUUGGACUUUAGCAAUGGAAACAACCAAGGCAAAUGCAGCAUUUUUAUGCAAUUAUGAAGUGAUGCAGAUUCUACAGAAAUUGAAAGACAAUACACAGAAAAAGCACAAACGGGAGGGUUCUUUGGCUACUGUGACUUAUGAGACAGUUCACUAUUUGCAAGACACAGAGUGCAAGAAUCAAAGUGCUGAAUCAAUCCAGAAGUUUCUUGAAGCAAUGAAAGGGUUCAAAUUAACCAAAUCUGAGAAGCUGAUGAUGGUGAACACACCGCCAAGAACAGAACUGGAAAUCCAAUUGAUAGUCCAAGAAAGCGAAGAAAGAUUAUCAGAGGAGGAUGUUAGGAAAAUCAUAGAAUUAGCAAAUGAAUUCCUCCCAGCGACUCCAUAGUACUCUAAAUAGUACACUGCAUUUAACCUUUAAAGUUUCUAAUAGUAUGUAAGUAUUGAAAAUAAAAUUUAUUUUAUCUUUUA
Molecule: messenger RNA, 728 nt
Organism: Pararge aegeria (speckled wood butterfly)
Lineage: Eukaryota; Metazoa; Arthropoda; Insecta; Lepidoptera; Nymphalidae
Product: DNA-directed RNA polymerase III subunit RPC9-like
Exons: 4
Coding region: 274-645 (123 amino acids)
Biological process (GO): transcription initiation at RNA polymerase III promoter
Cellular component (GO): RNA polymerase III complex
Molecular function (GO): nucleotide binding
Source: RefSeq, a predicted model, not a curated record